This is a messenger RNA of Manihot esculenta (cassava), 1309 nucleotides long. RefSeq lists its product as uncharacterized. The record is from RefSeq and is a predicted model, not a curated record. NCBI's taxonomy places the organism in Eukaryota, Viridiplantae, Streptophyta, Magnoliopsida, Malpighiales, Euphorbiaceae. The transcript is spliced from 2 exons. Bases 222 to 545 code for a protein of 107 amino acids.
UUACUGACUAGGCCAAGCGCUCCCCUUUCAGCCCUUCUCGUACCCUGAUUCAGGCGUUCUCCUCAUUCCCGAUUCCCCCAGCCCGAACCCCUAUUCACUCACAGUCAGUCGAAAUUAAAAUCCCUAAGGAAUCGUCGAAUUCCGUUAAUCUCUUUCUCGUCGACCUGUCAAUCUCUUUCCCGUUGAUCUGUUGAACUUCAUCCUCGUUCUUUCUUCUCAAAAUGGCCAACACCACCACCAACAACCUCAGCGACAACUGCGAUCACAAGGAGUCGAGUCCUCUCUUGGACAAAAGCAUCGAAGAACAUAACAAGAAACCCACGACGAUUUCCGGCACCAAAGUUGCCGCAUCUCCUAUGGAAAAGGAGAAAUCCGCAGCGCUGGAAUUGGGCCGCUCUGAAUAUGUGUGGACCGCUAAUGGAUUACCAUUGAAUCACGGUAGCGUUGUAGGUGAGCCCAUGGGUCGGGCUCAAUGGGACUCCAGUAGCAGCGAUCAUGAAGUUUCGGUUUAUCAAUUCAACAAUUUCAUCAUUCAAUUAAAUUAAUUUAUAAUGGAUCGCUCAUAAUUGGACAAGGAUUACCUCAUCUGCAAUUUUGGGAAGAGAUUGUUACUAAGAAUUGUUUGAAAUGGCCGCGAUCACAUGUUUGCUUGAUCUAGAGCUUGUUGGUGAUUAAAAGUAUGUGCUUAUGCUGUAUAUAGGUAUUAAUACCUAGCUGCAAGCUUCUUCUUUUUUUGUUUUUAAGAGAUUAGCAACUUCUUGUGUCUUAUGUCAUGUUUUUAAUUAUGCACCUUUUGGUUAUGAUGGGAUAAAAUGGAAGACAAGUAAGUAGUUUUUGAAAAUUGAAUAUGUUAAACAUUAUAUGACCCUUUGCAAUUGAAUGAAUUGAUUUCAUAGUGUUUGGGGUGGAUAUGAUCGUCGGAUAGGAAGUUUCAUGCUGAAUAUAUCAGAGGAAGAGGAGGAUUGACAGAUAGAUGUGUUUAAUAUUAAUAACAUGCAAUGCUUCUAGGUCAUCAUAUUGCAAAUUGAUCCUGUCGCAUUUGCUUGAUACUCUCAUUGUCUGUUUUAAUGAAAAAUAAUCCAUGUUCUAAGUAGUACCUCCAUUUUGCUACAGCAAUUGUAAUUGCUAGUUGUUCCCUCUCAUAGACAGAUAGGCCUUUUAUCCUUAGUCCAAAAUCCUUGAAAAUGAAUGCUAUGGGAUGUCCCUCCUGUUGCAACAUUAUUCCCAUACCAGUCCCACUAGCAUCUGUUUCCACAACGAAGAGUUUAAUGAAGUAUGAAAGCCUUAAAACAGGUGCAUUAGACAUAGC